UUGCGAAAGCAAAUGCCUUUCUAGUUUUUCGUAAAAGAAAUGGUAAACCAUUGUGGUUCUUCUUGUUUCAAAGCUUCUCAUGGAAGCACAUCAAUCUGCAAACUUUUGUCCUUUUUUAUUCGGGUUUUCCGUCGUAGGGUAAGUCCGUUUUGGCUCCAACUAUUUUAUUUUCUCUCUCUUUCCACACUUGGUUUUUGGAUUCUCAAGGUUUUGAAGCCAAGAACCGACUUCAGGCCUAGAAAUCUAGAUUUGUUCUUCACCUCUGUUUCGUCCGCCACCAUUUCCAGUAUGUCCACCGUAGAAAUGGAGGUUUUCUCUAAUCCCCAACUCAUUGUCAUGACCAUUUUGAUGUUCAUUGGUGGCGAAGUCUUUACCUCCAUGGUUGGACUCUUCCUUAGGAACAGCGAACCAAACCAGCCCCAGAAAGCCGAACACAAAAUUGGUUCGGAAUACCCAAAUCCUGAAGUUAACGUCGUCCAUAAAUUAGAGUUAGGGUUGACGACAAUAGCCGAAUCAAAUCGUCUUGAAUCCGAAGAAUCCAUUCCCGACAAGUCCCAGUUGAUGUACAAUUCAGUUAGGCUUCUGGGGUUUGUAGUUUUAGGAUACCUGUUAACAGCCAAUGUGAUGGGCACGGCUCUAGUGUGGAUUUAUAUCUCCUUUGUUUCUAGUGCCAAACAUGUCCUGAAAAACAAGGGACUAAACCUCUUCACCUUUGCCAUUUUCACCACAAUCUCCACCUUUUCAAACUGUGGAUUCGUUCCCACCAAUGAAAACAUGAUAGUUUUCAAAAAAAACUCUCUUCUCCUCUCAAUUCUAAUCUCUCAAAUUCUUUUAGGAAAUACCCUGUUUCCGUCUUGUCUAAGAUUUUCCAUUUGGGUUCUGGGGAAAUUCUUUAAAAGAGUGGAAUCCAAGUUCAUUUUGAGGAAUACUGGGGAAAUUGGGUAUCUUCAUCUACUUCCAAGCCAACAUUCCAAGUAUUUGGUGGGUACUGUUUUGGGGUUCAUCUUGGUUCAGUUUGCGCUUUUCUGCGGCAUGGAAUGGUAUUCAGAUGCGUUGAGUGGGCUGAAUUCCACAGAGAAAAUAAUUGGGGUGCUUUUUCAAUGCGUCAAUGCAAGGCAUGCAGGGGAAACUAUAGUGGAUCUCUCAACAAUUGCUUCGGCUAUUCUGGUGUUAUUCGUCAUAAUGAUGUUAGUCUUGCUCUCUCUUCCUUACUUUCAUUUUAUUUAGUUUUAUUAUUCGUAAAUAGAAUAGCAUAAUAUGU
Messenger RNA from Rubroshorea leprosula, 1261 nucleotides. NCBI's taxonomy places the organism in Eukaryota, Viridiplantae, Streptophyta, Magnoliopsida, Malvales, Dipterocarpaceae. The record is from the annotation of a GenBank genome assembly.